AUGGCGACGAGACGGUUAUCGUGCUUACUUGCCAUUCUAGUCUUCACCAGCAUCUCCAGAACGUCGUCGCAGCAGAUCCCACCGUCGUGCACUUCUCUCGCAAAGCUCUACGUCGCCAGCACGGGCAGCGACAUCGGCUGUUGCGACUCCACCACCGCUCCCUGUGCCACCCUGCAAGCAGCGGUCGCCAGGGCGGCACCUUCCGCCACUAUCACCCUCCUCCCGCCCCCCGCCGGCUCUUCCCCAUCCGCAAUCAAAUCUUCGCCGACCAAAUCCGCCGUUCAGCUGGGCGGCAAAUCUCUCACCAUCACCGGCGCGCCUCCCGCGUCCACCCCCGCGUCCCCCGCUGCAAUCACGCUCGACUGCGGUGGCGGCCCGUGUUUGAACGCCACGUGUGCUGGCGCGGGGUGCGGCGCGGGGAGCAAGGUGGUGCUGACGUUGGCGCUGUUCACGCUGACCAAUGGCGUGUCGGCCGAUUCGGGAGGAUGCGUGGAUGUGCGAGGGCAGGGCCUGGUUAUUAACAACGUGGCGUUCUCCCGCUGCUCCGCUACCAACCUGGGAGGCGCAGUGGCAGUGCAGGGCGCGGGCGCGUCGCUCACAGUCUCCUCCGCCUCCUUCUCCGCGUGCUCCGCGCCCGGGUCCGACCUCACCUACAUGUACAACUCGGGGGGCGGCGCUAUCAGCGUCACUGGGCCCGAGGGGGGGGCGGUUGCACCUGGGGGAGGCGCGGCUGGGGGAGGCGUGCGCGCGAAGCUGUCCGGGGUGACUGCGACGGGGUGCAGUUCGGAGAACGGGGCGGGAGGCGCGCUGCUGUUUAGGAAUGUGAAGGUGGAGGUGGACGGAGGGGAGUUUUCGGGGUGCCAGGGGUACUUUGGCGGGGCGAUUGCAACCAUGUACUCGAGUGUGUCCAUUGAUGGGGUGACUGUCAGCAAUGGACUGGCUGUCCUUGGAGGGGCCAUUGCGGACGAGGGCUCCUCCACCUAUGCACUCUCCUCCUCCUCGUUCACCUCCUGCUCCUCCAAUGGCACGCUGCCAGCUGGCGUGUACGCGGCAGGCUACGGCUUCGGGGGGUGUAUGGCGCUGAACGCCACGCAGACGGUUUCAGUCACAUCCGUUAAUGCCACCAAGUGUGUCACGGAUUACGAGGGAGGAGGCGCGUGGGUGUACGCAACCACUCAGGCGACUCUCACCAAGUGCAGCUUCUCUGACGGCUACGCAACAUACCUGGGAGGCGGCAUAUCCGCCACGGGUGGCAUCCUCCUGAUCUCAGACUCCACCUUCGCCCGCAACGUCAUGGACUACGUCUCCAGCGCGCCCUCGGGCGCCGGCCUAUCGCUGAGCGCCACGUCAGCGCGCGUGGAGCGCACCGUGUUUGAGGAUAACGUGGGGAUCACGAUGGGGGAUGCAGCGACCGUGGAUGGGUAUGGCGGCGGAGUGUACGUGGGCCAGGAUGGGGAGUCGGCGAAUACCACACAGGAGUUCAUCUCCUGCACCUUCUCUGGUAACCUGGCGAAGGGAGGCGCGGGGUUCUACCAGUACGGAGGACUCGCCAAGUUCACAAAUACUGUGUUUCGAGACAAUGGGGGCGGCGAGCUGGGCGGAGCAAUGAUCGCGCUGACGACAGCGGAGGUGCAGAACUGCACGUUUGAGCGCAACAGUGCAUCGGGGUCGGGAGGAGCCAUCUACAGCGAGGGCACGGGGUACCUGCGCAUCGCUGAUUCCACUUUCACUGCCAACUCCGUGCAGCUCAAGGACGGCGGUGCUCUCUAUGUCAUUGCCGCGGACAGCAACGUGACAGUGCAGGGAAGCACGUUCACGGGCAACAGAGCCAACAGCUCGCGAGGAGCUGCCAUCUUCAGCGGAGGGUCGCUGCUGCAAGUAGAGGACUCUCUGUUUGAGAAUAACUGGUCCUACCUCAAGGGCGGCGCUGUCACAGUUGAAGGCUCUCGAGGUGCAGAAGCCACCACCCUGGGGCGAUUCUCAAACACCACCUUCACCAGAAACACCUCCCCCGUCGGGGGAGGCGCGUUCCUGUGCAGCCUCAACUGCACCGCCGAUCUCACCAACUGCACCUUCUCCGAAAACAACAGCACCGCUGCCGGCGCCCUGCUCGCCCAGGAAACCUCCUCCCUCACCCUCCGCUCCUCCUCCUGCCAGGGCAACGCCGCUGACGCAGCCGGCGGAUGCCUAUUGGUCACGGAUUUCGCGACUAUUACCGCGGAUGGGAGCAGGUUUACGGGGAAUAGGGCGGGGAGUGGAGGCGGGGUGGGGAAGGUGUCUGGGUCUGGAAGGCUGGUGAUGACCCGGUGUGAGGUGGAGGCCAAUGGGAGCCCGACAGGUGGCGCGCUCUGGGUGGAGAUGGAGGGUGUGGUGGAGGAUACGCGGAGCAGCUUCACGGGUAACAAGGCGAGUUUCGAAGGAGGGGCGGUUUUUGCCACGCACAGCGCGACUGUGACACUGCUCUCGUCGCAAUUCGGGUCGAAUUCCGCGCUGAGAGGCGGCGCUAUGGUUCUAGAUACAGAUGCAACUCUCACCUCCACCUCCUCCUCUUUCCUGAAUAAUUCUGCUUCAGCUGUUCUUAUAAGGGGGAGCUCUCAGGCUACUGUCACUCAGGCACUUUUUUCGGGCAAUUCUGCCCCCCAGGGCACCGGAGGGGCCAUCUGGGCAGCUGCAGAAACGUCUCUCACCGUCCGAUCGUGCAAUCUGACGGGCAACACGGCUGUCACGGGCGGCGGAAUCUUUUCGGAAGGUUCUGCGCAGGUGACCCUGGAUGCGUCGCGAUUCGAGGGGAACAACGCGGUUACCGGCGCGGCGCUUGCCGUUGCGGGCAGCUCGAAAAUUUCCGCGGGGAACCUGACGCUGGUGGGGAACAGCGCGAGCAGUGCGGGUGGGGCAGCGGCGUUUUUGGACCAAUCAAACGGGUUAUUUAAGGCGGCGUGGAUGACUGGAAACAAAGCGGUGGUGGGCGGUGCAGGGGUUUACGUGAAGAGAGCAGAGACCCUCGGGAUUACCUCCUCUGGAGCGGCAGCUGCUGGUAAUUCCACUGGUGGCGCUGCUGCUAAACCACCGUCAGCUGCUGCCGCUGCUGUGAAUGAUGCGGGUAGUGCAGGUGCUGCAACGAGCGGCACAAACAGCAGCAGCAGCAGCAGCAGCAUGGGCGUGGGAAAGGCUGAGCUCGCUCCGCUGGUGUGCUCCAACCUGACCUUCAGUGAAAACGGCGCCCUGUACCCUCAGGGAGUGGCCUUCUACGAAGCUUCCUACAACCCCGCAGUGCGCAUCGGGUGUGAGGAGUGCGUGCAGGAACAGGAGAGCCAGACCAUUGGCAGCAUCCCCAGGAACUUCUACUUCACGUUUGCGGGCAUGGACGAGGGCACCAACAACCUCGGCACCGUGCCGUCCUUUGUGGCGCUCACGGCUGUGGGGACGCCCAUUGCAGGGCUGACUGUGGUCAUUGUGGAUGACUACAACAACACUGUCGUUCAGGACAACUCGUCCUUCGUGGCGAUCUCUCCCGAUCGCCGCAUAUCCGGGUUGCUGCGAGCAACAGCGGUGCAGGGAAUGGCCGAGCUGCCCGAGGUGUCCGUCAUGGUCACUCCCGACCAGGCCACGCCCUUCCGCCUCCUCGUCACCGUCUCCAGCCCCACUAAUGACUGGUGCGAGGCAGGCCAGCCUUCCACUCCCUGCGACGACGGCAGCUUCACGUUCUACCCGUACUCCACUAGCGCCGACGAAUGCGUCGCGUGCGAUGAUGACAACCUGGAUUGCACGGGCGGUGAACUGACGAUUGCGACGCAGGCGUGGCUGGAUCCGAGAACGUAUAAUGACACCCCGACGACGUACAGUUGUAUUAUUACAAAUGGGUGUGUGGAGCACCUGUAUGAGUACAACCUCACCACCGACACCGCCGAUGUCAAUAUCUGCCCCGCCGGCUACGACCCCUCCUCUCCCAUGUGCUGUCUGUGCGCCAGCAAUUAUUACUCCUUCCUCGGGGAUUGUAACUACUGCAGCGAUGUCUUCAAAAAGAUCUUCCCGCUGCUCUUCAUCCUCAUGGUUGCGGUGUGGGUGGCCAUGUUCCUGCUCGCCAACAACUAUGACAAUAUCGACAUCUUCCUCACCGAGGUGCAAUACCUCACAGUAGUGGCCUCCAUUAACCUGAACGCACCUGCAGCGCCCAACGGCUGGGUGGGGUGGCUCAUCAAGAUCUACAACCUCUCUGUCUUCGACCCCGACGUGGUGGGACCCAACUGUGUGCUGACCUACCGCUUCCCGCAACAGUUUGUCUUCGGAAUCCUCAUCUUCCUCGUCGGCCUCGUCGUCUACGCGCUGCACUGGUGCCUCUUCCUGCUGCGCGAGCGCAUCAAGCUGCUCAAAGUGAAGCGGGCAGUUGAGAACGGCGAGACGAGCGGCGUGGGGCAGCUGAGCAGCACGGCGGCGAAGCAGCGGCGGCAGGAGUAUUACAACCAGCUGGUCGGUGGUGUUGCCAGCUGGCUGGACGUUUGUUACAUGGGUAUCCUCGCGCGCGUGCUGCCCGUCUUCCAGAGCCAGAUGGUUGGGGACACCCAGGUCAUGCUGUUCGCCCCGGAGAUCGAGUGGCUAUCCUCGACGCACGUGGGCAUGCUCAUCCCCUCUAUAAUCAUCCUCGUUGUCUACCUCGCGGGCGUGCCGCUGCUCUACGCAUGGCUGCUCUUCUCAGCCAAGUGGAAUCGCACGCUCUUCACCGCCGAGUUUGACGACAAAUACGCCUUUCUCACCGAGCGCUUUGAUCGUAAAUUCUACUGGUGGCACCUGCUCAACAUGUCUCUCCGAGUGCUGUACGGCUGCAUCCUCGUGUUCCUCUACGAGAACGCCGAGGCGCAGAUCAUCAUCAUCGUCGUCCUCCAGAUCCUGCGCAUCGUCGUCGAGUACCGCUUUGCACCGUUCACCUCCUCCUCUGUGGAGUACCUGCAAGCGACGCUCAACCUCGGCGAGGUGUUUUUCACGCUCUCGCUGCUCAUCUUCAACUACACGGCCGAGUCCAUCCUCUCAGAAGCCAUCAUGGCCAUCAGCACCAUCCUCAUGCUGCUGCCCGCGGUCGUGGCCAUCACCUACGAGGUGUCGAGCAAGCGAAUGGAGGCGUUUAACAACGGGGUGUUGGAUGAGAUCUGGGAGCAGGAGAGCGGGAAGAGGGAGGACCAGCUGAGAGGGCUCGACCCCUACCAAAUCGUGCAGCUUACGCAGAUCGGAGCCUGGUUCCGUCCGCGCGCUCUCUUCCAGUUCCUGCAUAACCGUCAGGGCAUUGACCUGCUGCUGAGGGUGCGGGACCGUGUGCAAGCCUGCUCUCUGGCUGGCCUCGGGGAGGUCGAGUGGAUCGAGCAGCUGAAAAAACCCCAGCAGUAUGCAGGCCUGUCGCAGAUUCUCCUCGGGAACAAAAAGGGUUACAUCCCCAUCGCGCGGUUACCGCCUCAGGGAGUGUACUGUCUGCUGCAUGGGGUGUGGCAUGCGGACGGGGCCUGCACGGCUGCCCAGGCUGCGGCGGCGGCUCGGCGCCGAACCAACCGCCGGACCAAGUCGCGGAGCAGCCGGGUUUCGUUCGGGGGGUUGGGAGAGGGAGGGCCGGAGACGCCGGGAAGUGGGCUGCGGAGGAUGCCGAAGAAGCGGCUGCUCAGGCAAUUGUCGGAUAACGACGAUAGUGACACAGAAGGGCCGGCGGCAGGAGCAGGAGCGGGCGGAGGAGGGAGCAGGCCUGGAACUGCAGGAACGGCAGGAUCAGGAGGAGCGGGAGGAGCGGGAGGAGGAGGGAGCAGGCCGGGGACAGCAGGAGCGGGAGGAGCGGGAGGAGCGGGAGGAGCGGGAGGAGCGGGAGGAGGGGGCAUGCGAGGGGCGAUAGGCCGACCGGGGAGUGCGGGAGAGGCGGCGAUUGGAGGGGCAGGCGGGGGGGGCAUGGAGGUGGUGCAGGCGAAUCUGGACAUGGCUGAGCUGACGUUUGCGUUCCAGUCGAACCUGGCUCUGCUGGUGAAGGCUGAGAAGAAGAGGAAGGUGCAGAAGGAGGCGCUAAGGCAGAUUAUCCACUCCAAGGCGACUUACCACAUUCUCAGCUGGUUCACGAGUGAAGAGAGCACGGUGGACGACCAGCGGCUGUUUGCGGAGCUGGUGAAGGCGGUGAGGCAGGCGGCCAAGACGCGCAAGAGCUCCAUGCGCUGGCUGCAGAGCGCGCAGUGCUUCUACCCCGGAGAGGGCCGCCUCACCAACCGGCUCUCCAAGAUGCUGAGUGAGGAGCGCCCACUAGACGGCAAUGAACCUAAUGGAAUGCGUAUGGAGCCUUAG
This is a messenger RNA of Closterium sp. Yama58-4, 6303 nucleotides long. NCBI's taxonomy places the organism in Eukaryota, Viridiplantae, Streptophyta, Zygnematophyceae, Desmidiales, Closteriaceae. The record is from the annotation of a GenBank genome assembly.